This is a messenger RNA of Vigna radiata var. radiata (mung bean), 1534 nucleotides long. RefSeq names its product triose phosphate/phosphate translocator, non-green plastid, chloroplastic. The record is from RefSeq and is a predicted model, not a curated record. Gene Ontology annotation, cellular component: Golgi apparatus; membrane. Gene Ontology annotation, molecular function: antiporter activity. Gene Ontology annotation, biological process: transmembrane transport. The coding region runs from base 109 to 1266 and encodes 385 amino acids. The transcript is spliced from 8 exons. NCBI's taxonomy places the organism in Eukaryota, Viridiplantae, Streptophyta, Magnoliopsida, Fabales, Fabaceae.
UAUAACGUGGUCCAUCACGUCGCGGUCAACCAUUGCGUUCAAGCAGCAAAGAACCAAAAGAAUCCAGUGAGACUCUGUUUCCUGAGUUGCGUUCUUGCGAUCUACGAAAUGCAGAGCAUAGUUCUUUCUUUCUCCCCUUUGCUUUCUCUCCGCAAACUUCACACCACUCUCUCUCCUUCCACUGCCAAACCCAACCGCAUUCUCACUUUCUCUUCCUCUUUCUCUUCAUUCCCAUGUCAACGCUCUUCUCCUUCUUUUUUCAAACUUGCUCGCUCUCCUCGCUUGCUCCAUGCCGGACCAACCUCCGUCCCGGAGGGCAGUGCCGCCGAGUUCUCUGGGGGCAACAGGCUGCUCAACAUUCUGGAAAUGGGUUCCCUGUUUGCGUUCUGGAUCCUCUUCAACAUCUACUUCAACAUCUAUAACAAACAGGUCUUGAAAGUUUACCAUUUCCCUUUAACCGUUAGCACGAUUCAGUUUGCCAUUGGGACUCUCCUCGUAGCGUUCAUGUGGGGUUUUAAUCUCUACAAGAGGCCAAGACUCUGUGGCGCGCAGCUUGCAGCCAUAUGGCCACUGGCUGUGGUUCACACUUUAGGGAAUCUUUUUACUAACAUGAGUCUUGGGAUGGUUGCUGUGUCUUUUACUCACACAAUAAAAGCUAUGGAGCCUUUUUUUUCAGUGCUCCUUUCUGCCAUGUUUCUUGGAGAGAAUCCUACUGCAUGGGUGGUUGGUUCCCUUGUGCCUGUUGUUGGUGGGGUAGCGCUAGCAUCUGCUACCGAGGCCUCUUUCAAUUGGGCUGGAUUUUGGAGUGCAAUGGCUUCCAAUUUGACAAAUCAAUCUCGUAAUGUUCUUAGCAAAAAGCUUAUGGUUAACAUGGAGGAAUCUAUGGACAACAUAACUCUCUUCUCAAUAAUAACAGUUAUGUCCUUCUUGAUAUCAGCACCUCUAACUUUGUUAAUAGAGGGUGUUAAAUUUACCCCUACUUACCUGCAAACUUCUGGAUUAAAUGUUAACGAAUUGUGCAUCAGAUCUCUUCUAGCUGCGCUAUGUUACCAUGCCUAUCAGCAAGUUGCGUAUAUGAUACUGCAGAAGGUGUCACCUGUUACCCACUCUGUAGGAAAUUGUGUGAAAAGGGUUGUGGUGAUCGUGAGCUCGGUCAUCUUCUUCCGAACUCCAGUAUCACCAAUUAACGCACUUGGCACUGCUAUAGCUCUUGCUGGUGUUUUCCUGUAUUCCAGGGUGAAGCGACUCAAGUCAAAGACGAUCUAGUUAUCAGUUGCAAGAGAAAUCUGGUAAUUAGAUUUCUGAAAAUUUCUUAGUAGGUUAGAUAGGAAUUGAGGGUUCUUGAUCCCUCACGUUUUUUUGCUAGUUAGGUCCCCGAUUUUAUUGUACAUGUCUGAGUGAGAUGAUUUUAUCAACGCUUCAACUUUUAUCACAUCCUCUUAAGUAAUUGUAUACUUUUGAUACUGAAUUCCAAAAAUGUAAAAUGUAGAAACUUCAUUUGAAUCUGAAAUAGAAUUCUAUAUCUGAGAUAUGA